Messenger RNA from Capsicum annuum, 1938 nucleotides. Its product is annotated as serine--tRNA ligase, chloroplastic/mitochondrial. The record is from RefSeq and is a predicted model, not a curated record. Gene Ontology annotation, molecular function: serine-tRNA ligase activity; tRNA binding; ATP binding. Gene Ontology annotation, cellular component: mitochondrion. Lineage: Eukaryota; Viridiplantae; Streptophyta; Magnoliopsida; Solanales; Solanaceae. Gene Ontology annotation, biological process: mitochondrial seryl-tRNA aminoacylation. The transcript has 10 exons. The coding region runs from base 178 to 1674 and encodes 498 amino acids.
CCUAGUAAAAACUUCUUGUUUUUUCCCGAAACUCUGUCCUCUUUUUAUUUUAAAAUAGGACAAAAACAAAAAAACAGAAAAGAAUAAUGGGGGAGAUAAAUAAGCGGAAGAAAAGCAGUCACAGGUUUGCGUUACCAGCAUCAGCAUCGACGCCAAAAGAAGCAGAAAACUUUAGCUAUGGUACUCCAUUCCUGCCUCACCGGAACAACCUUCCAUUCCCUCAGAACCCUAACCUUCCGUCUAUUACCUUACUAUCCUCGUCCUCUCCUCCCUCUUGCCAUUAGAUCCCUUUCUACUUCCGCCGCCGCCGUUACACAUGAAAAUCAAGUGGUGAAGCCUCAAUGGAAAGCGGCAAUUGAUUUCAAGUGGAUAAGAGAUAAUAAGGACUCCGUUGCCCUUAAUAUUAAGAAUAGGAACUCUAAUGCUAAUCUGGAGCUUGUUGUUCAGCUUUAUGACAAGUUGCUCAAUGUUCAGAAGGAGGUUGAAAAGCUACGAGCAGAGAGAAAUGCAGUCGCAAACAAGAUGAAAGGAAAACUAGAACCCUCAGAGCGCCAGAAGCUCAUUGAAGAAGGUAAGAAUCUGAAGGAAGAACUUGUUACUUUGGAAGAAGAACUGCUAAAACUUACAGAUGAGCUACAGCAAGAAGCACAAUCCAUACCUAAUAUGACACAUCCAGAUGUUCCAUUAGGAGGGGAAGAUUCUUCAACAGUCAGGAAAAUGGUUGGUAAGCCUGCUGAGUUUAGCUUUCCUGUUAAGGACCACGUCCAACUGGGGAAAGAGCUAGAUUUGUUCGAUUUUGAUGCUGCAGCUGAGGUCAGUGGGUCCAAAUUCUAUUACUUGAAAAAUGAAGCAGUUCUUUUAGAGAUGGGUCUUGUAAAUUGGGCAGUUUCAGAGGCCAUGAAAAGAGGUUUUACACCUCUGACAACUCCUGAGAUUGUACGGUCAUCUGUGGUGGAAAAAUGUGGAUUUCAGCCCCGUGGAACAAACACUCAGGUGUACUCUAUCGAAAAUAGUGAUCAGUGCCUGAUUGGCACAGCUGAGAUUCCAGUAGGCGGUAUACAUAUGGACUCCAUUCUGUCUGAGUCUUCACUACCAUUGAAAUAUGUGGCUUUCUCCCAUUGCUUCCGAACUGAGGCUGGUGCUGCAGGAGCUGCAACUAGGGGACUUUAUCGAGUUCACCAGUUCAGCAAGGUGGAAAUGUUCAUACUAUGCCGACCAGAUGAAAGUGAUUCAUACCAUGAAGAACUCAUUGGAAUUGAAGAAGAGCUCUUCUCAUCGCUCGGAUUUCAUUUCAAGACACUGGACAUGGCAUCUGAGGAUCUAGGUGCACCUGCAUAUCGUAAAUUUGAUGUUGAGGCCUGGAUGCCAGGAUUGGGUCGUUAUGGUGAGAUAUCAAGUGCAUCAAAUUGUACAGAUUAUCAAAGCCGCCGGCUGGGAAUAAGAUAUCGUCCUGAAUCAUCAUCAUCAUCAUCAUCAAGUUCGAAAAAGGGCAAAAAUGCAGCUCCGACACAGUUUGUUCACACACUUAAUGCCACAGCAUGUGCAGUUCCCCGAAUGAUAGUUACCUUGCUCGAGAAUUUCCAGCAAGAAGAUGGCUCAGUUAUUAUACCAGAGCCGUUGAGACCAUUCAUGGGCGGACUUCAGAUUAUUAAACCAAAACAUAUACAGAACUGAAAUAGGAAGCACAUUUAAUAUUAGAUACUGUAUUUGCAUCAUAAUGUUUUUCAGCAUCAUUUUUUUGGAUAUUUUUCACCUUCAGUUCGGCAGCUGAUUGGACAGACAGUUGAGAUGAGUUUAGUAGAUAUAAAAGUUGAACAAUUAUUAUCACUGCAAAUAGCAGAAUUGACUAUUAUGUUCAGCUAUCUAGUUUGUACCUUGUAUAGGUAGUAACUGUAACCUACAAAUUAUAGUUCAGUUCAGUUCUGCUAUUCCUUUUAA